Messenger RNA from Paracoccidioides lutzii Pb01, 132 nucleotides. RefSeq lists its product as hypothetical. The record is from RefSeq and is a predicted model, not a curated record. The transcript is spliced from 2 exons. The coding region runs from base 1 to 132 and encodes 43 amino acids.
AUGACAAGGGUGAUUGGUUUCAGUGUCAACCGUGGCGAUAAGUUGAAGAUGAAUGAUCUAGCAGAACCAGAACAAAAACAAGGGAUUGAAGGGAAGCGUGUGAAACAAUUCGAACUGGCGUUGGAAAGUUAA